This is a messenger RNA of Lutra lutra (Eurasian river otter), 830 nucleotides long. It is a transcript of the gene TMEM278, whose product is annotated as transmembrane protein 88B. Bases 1 to 537 code for a protein of 178 amino acids. Gene Ontology annotation, biological process: negative regulation of canonical Wnt signaling pathway. Gene Ontology annotation, cellular component: plasma membrane. The record is from RefSeq and is a predicted model, not a curated record. The transcript has 2 exons. NCBI's taxonomy places the organism in Eukaryota, Metazoa, Chordata, Mammalia, Carnivora, Mustelidae. Gene Ontology annotation, molecular function: PDZ domain binding.
AUGAGUGAACAGGAGAAGGAGACGGAGGAGGAUGAGGGAGGGGGCACUUCUGACACAGCACCCAUGCUGCCAGGAAGACUUCCUGACUGCCAGGCCUCAGCCCUGAUGUCCCCAGGAUGGGUGGGCCUGGCUGUCAAUGGCUCGGGGACCCUGUUGCUGCCUGGCCAGGCCCUGGCGGGGCUCCUGCUGCAGCUGCUGCUGCCUUCGACAGUGUUCCUGCUCGUGCUGCUGCCCCCGGCUGCCAUCGUGUACCUGGGAUUCCUGUGCCACUCGAGGGUUCACCCGGCUCCCCGCCCCGCGUGCCGCGCGCUCCUCUCGGACAGGGGCUCCGCGGCGCUCAUCGUCCUCGGCUUCCUCUCGCUGCCUCCGCUGCUCGUGCUUGCCUCGGCCGCCCGCGCUCGCCUGGCCCGGCGCCUCCGCGCGCUGCUGCCGCCCGAAGCCUGGAGCCCUGGAGCCCGCCGCCGCGCUGGGCGCCGCGACCGUGGGCGAGUGGGACGCCACCCCGACGGCGACGAGCCGCUCUGCGCCUGGGUGUGAGCCCUGGAGGCCUCUCCAGGGCCGAGACUCCCGAGACCGGGAAAGGCCCCCGGCCUCCGCCCCGCCCCGUGAGAGAGCCCGGGCCUGCGCGCUCGAGGCGUGCGUCCGGGUGCCCGCCUGGAGACCCGCGGGGCUCCGUGCGCAGCACGUGGGGCGGCCGCGAGGUGGCGCCAGACACGCCCGAGCGGAGGCCGCGCUUCCGACGGCCGUCCCGUCCCGUCCCGCCCCGCCCCGCCCCGCCCCGCCCCGCCCCGCCCCGCCCCGCCCCGCCCCCUCCCGUCCCGCCCCGCGCC